CGUGUUUAAGUUCAUAGGACGCCAUGUUGGUUGUCAGGGAAAAAUUGUGAUUGCGAAAAAUCUAGAAUAGGAAAUGGCCUACUGCAACUUAUGGGAAGAUCGAGAUGUACGUUUUGACAUCACCUUACAACAAAUGCAGCUUAGACCAGGAGAGGAUUUAAUUGACAAGCUUGAUUCAGUUGAAGAUACCAAGGGAAAUAAUGGUGAUCGAGGAAGACUUCUCGUCACUAACCUUAGACUAAUAUGGCAUUCACAGAGUAUGCCCAGGGUAAACUUGUCUGUUGGGUUCAGUUGUGUUGUUAAUGUGUCUACCAGAUCGGCAAAUUCAAAACUUCGGGGACAGACAGAAGCUCUAUAUAUCUUAACAAGGUGUAACAACACAAGGUUCGAGUUUAUCUUCACAAAUCUGGUUUCUGGUAGUCCCAGACUUUUUACAACAGUGAUUUCAGUUUUCAGAGCAUAUGAAUCUUCUAAGUUGUAUCGUGACCUAAAGCUUCGUGGGGCACUGAUCCUUAAUAAACAACUGCGGCUCUUACCAUUGGAGCAAGUUUAUGAUAAGAUAAAUGGUGUCUGGAACCUCUCUAGUGAUCAGGGAAACCUCGGAACUUUUUAUAUUACCAAUGUUCGCUUGGUGUGGCAUGCAAACAUGAAUGACACAUUCAAUGUCAGUAUUCCCUAUUUACAAAUGAGAUCAGUCAAAAUAAGGGAUUCCAAGUUUGGACUUGCAUUAGUUUUGGAAACUUCACAGCAGAGUGGUGGAUAUGUACUUGGGUUCCGUAUUGACCCAGGAGAGAAAUUACAAGAAGCAGCUAAAGAAAUUCAAAGUUUACAAAAGGUUUACAGUGCCAGUCCAAUAUUUGGAGUGGAAUUUGAAACAGAGGAAAAGCCCCAAACAGUAGAUGAGGUUACAGUUGACCCAGUCCAGGAUGAUAUAGAGAUUGUUAACGAGGGGGAAGGCACUGAUGCCUUUGCAGCAUACUUUGCUGAUGGUGAUAAGUCAAGUGAUCGUGAACCAGUGUAUUCAGAGCAGCUGGGCCUAGCUGUGGAGAAAUUAAAGGAUGGCUUCACCUUACAAGGGCUCUGGGAAGUUGUCCCAAGUCAAUGAGUUUCAUUCUCUUCAUCCAAUGAGUGGCUACAGAAUUGACUUUGCCUUGGCUGUGUAAAUAUCUGUAUUCAAAUUAAUCCAGUAAAUUGAACAAAACCAAUUUGUCAAAGGCCAGUCAAAAGGCUGGAACAAGUUCCUGUUCUUUAAAUAUUGUGUUAGUGUCUCCUAAGGUACAAACAUGUUUCCUGUGACAUUUUUUAUUAUUUUCUUGUAAAUAGCUUGCUAGCCAAUGAAAACUGUUAUGAGAUGAGCAUGUGCAUAUAUCAAGUGGGAUAUUUCAUAGUAAUUGUAGGGUUAACAAUCAACAGCUUUGACAUGAAAUUGUGGAAGUAUUAAUAGUGCGAUGAAGUGAUGCUGUGUCAAGCCUUAAUUUAUUUAAACUUAAAAUAAUAGAGACAAUGGUUACAUAGAGUACCAAGUUAUCUGAAAUAAAAUUGCUGAAAAGUGA
This is a messenger RNA of Pocillopora damicornis (cauliflower coral), 1553 nucleotides long. RefSeq names its product BBSome complex member BBS5. Lineage: Eukaryota; Metazoa; Cnidaria; Anthozoa; Scleractinia; Pocilloporidae. Gene Ontology annotation, biological process: cilium assembly; intracellular transport. The record is from RefSeq and is a predicted model, not a curated record. Gene Ontology annotation, cellular component: ciliary basal body; BBSome. Gene Ontology annotation, molecular function: phosphatidylinositol-3-phosphate binding.